This is a messenger RNA of Trichoplusia ni (cabbage looper), 1143 nucleotides long. RefSeq lists its product as uncharacterized. Gene Ontology annotation, cellular component: apical plasma membrane; sarcoplasmic reticulum; mitochondrion. Gene Ontology annotation, biological process: regulation of actin filament polymerization; negative regulation of apoptotic process. The transcript has 2 exons. Lineage: Eukaryota; Metazoa; Arthropoda; Insecta; Lepidoptera; Noctuidae. Bases 148 to 852 code for a protein of 234 amino acids. The record is from RefSeq and is a predicted model, not a curated record.
GAAACUAAAUUCAAGUGAAAUGGAAUAAGAAAACAGCUGUCGAAUAAUUUUUUGUUUGUUGCGCAAUAAAAUAAUCAUCAAUCUCAAGCAAAACAAUCACAGUAACAUCUGGAAAAAUCUGCUUUAAAUCAUCUAGUUCUACCCACAAUGGCUACAAAUCACUUCAUGGACAAAUUGCGCAUCUUUUUGGGAAUAAGACAAGAACCGCCUCGAAAUGAUUUUCGAAAUCCGAUUUGGAGUUCUGACGAUGAAGAUGACGGUGAUGAACUUUACACCAGACAACCGAUGGAUGUGCCAGAUAUGCCCGACUACAACCACGCCUUAGAUAUUCAGCAAGAAUUUGCCCAACAGAUGCACGACAUGUUUAAAUCUUUCGGCAACAUAUUCGGAGAUUUUAAAGCACUUAUACAUGACAGUCCCUUUGAUUCGUUUAGCAACGCUGCACCGAUGCCCCCAGAGUUUGGUCAGCCGGAGCACUUCACCGGAGGUAACAUCAGAGACUAUUACCUGAAACCUGGUUACCACAGCCGCACGCAGGAACACGUCAAAGGAGACAUUGACUUGGAUGGAAAAAUUACUUCCAAUGAAAUCUCUGGGUUACUCAAAAAGAAGAAAGAUUCACAGCUUACAACGCCUCUGGCGCCUUUUAACGGAAACCUGGUGCCUGGCCGGUCAUUCUGUCAAACCAUAAUCACCACCAGUGUUACAAAGCCCGAUGGAUCUGUGGAAACUAGGCGGAUAGUGAAGAACGGCAAUGAGGUGAUUGAAGAGACAGUGACCUCUACAUCGACUGGGACUGACACCAGAAUGCCUCGCUUACCAGCAACUGAUAAAUUGAAAUUGAUAACAUGAUAACUUCAUAGUACUUGCAUAUGACAUGACAAACAUGUGCUAAUGUCAUAUUAUAGCCAAACAUAGAAUAUGCUCAAUGUACUUACAACCAGUUGCAACAAUAUUUAUUCAAAUUUUCAUAGGCUUUUCCUUGUGGACCUGGACUUACUGUUUCAAUAUCUCUAAGUAUUAUAUGAUGUAUCCGGGGUAGACUAGAAUUCAUAUAUAUUUUAAUAAUAUUAAUUAAAUAGAUGUAACUUAUUUUGGAAUUUUGUCAUAAUACCUACUUAAAUAUAUUUAACAUUAAAAUUA